Messenger RNA from Populus nigra (black poplar), 816 nucleotides. Its product is annotated as chaperone protein dnaJ 11, chloroplastic-like. The coding region runs from base 75 to 602 and encodes 175 amino acids. Lineage: Eukaryota; Viridiplantae; Streptophyta; Magnoliopsida; Malpighiales; Salicaceae. The transcript has a single exon. The record is from RefSeq and is a predicted model, not a curated record.
CCGUUCCUCGAACCUUCAGUAUCCGUCAACCACACACAACUAAUUAGCAUAGUAAAAACAGCUUCUCUACAACCAUGGCCACCACAUCUUCUCUUGCGUCUCUUAGCUCCUCCAUAUCCCCUUUCACUGGCUCAAAAACCUCCACCAAUCAGCCUCAUACAUCACCAUCUCGUGUCAGCUUCCGCCCUUUUCGAGUAUGCGCCGCCUGCGCUACCACCGCCGAGAGACCCACGUCAUACACUGCGACACCAACAUCAGCAUCGUCUCUCUACGAAGUUCUUGGGAUUCAAAUGGGUGCCACGUGUACAGAGAUCAAGACUGCUUAUCGAAGACUAGCAAGAGUUUUGCAUCCUGAUGUUGCAGCUAACGGUAGAAGGGAGGACACCGCUUAUGAGUUCAUAAGAGUCCAUGAAGCUUACGAAACUCUGUCCGAUCCUGAAAAACGGGCAGAUUAUGAUCGCUCCCUUUACAGACGAGGAAGGCAAAUGAGCUCUCCGUUUGUAAUGUCCGCUGCUACUGCAACAACAAUGGCAACAGGUUAUGCACCUGCUGGAUUUUCUGGCUAUACAAGGCGGAGAUGGGAAACUGAUCAGUGCUGGUAGAUGGGAAAACAGGCCGUAAAAUUAUAGAUCAGGAUCGAUUUUAGCCCCUUAGAUUGCUAGAUGAAAUAGUAAGAUACAGUAUUGAUCCCCAAUUCCUCACAUUUUGGGGAUCAUUUAGUGUUGUAAAUAGUCAAGAUUGGACCUCAAUCUCUUGUACCAUUGUCCCAAGGCGGCAUUUUUUCAGCCUGGAAUUAUUAAUUCUCACUUAUGCUAA